Raphanus sativus (radish) is the source of this 2348-nucleotide messenger RNA. Its product is annotated as probable L-type lectin-domain containing receptor kinase V.3. Gene Ontology annotation, molecular function: carbohydrate binding; protein kinase activity; ATP binding. The coding region runs from base 159 to 2147 and encodes 662 amino acids. The record is from RefSeq and is a predicted model, not a curated record. Gene Ontology annotation, biological process: protein phosphorylation. Lineage: Eukaryota; Viridiplantae; Streptophyta; Magnoliopsida; Brassicales; Brassicaceae. Gene Ontology annotation, cellular component: plasma membrane. The transcript has a single exon.
UUUAAAGUAUUUAUAUUUGACCAGCUCUUGUGUUAUUCCAUAAUCCAUGGAGGACGUGGACACCACGAACGUUGACUCUGCAGCGUAACUAGCUCUCCAGGACAUAAAUGAUUUAUAGCAAUUGAAUUUUUCUCAUUUUCUAAUUCUUCAAUCCAUCAAUGAUCAUGGCUGGUCAAAUCCUAUCACAGGUCUUUUCCUUGAUCCUUGUUCUGUUCUGUUGUACUGAACACACCCAUGGCAAGCUGAUUAUGCAGGGAUCAGCCGGAUUCGUCAAAGGUUUCAGAACGUUAACGAGCACCAAGAAGCACACAUAUGGUCAAGCCUUCCAAGACGAGAUACUCCCGUUCAAGAACUCCAACGGUACCAUGACAUCUUUCUCUGUCACCUUCUUCUUUGCUAUUGUCCCUCAGCAUAAGCACAAAGGCUCUCACGGUAUGGCCUUUGUAAUCUCUCCCAUUAGAGGAAUCACAAAUGCAUCUGCUGAUCACUACCUUGGAAUCUUCAACGAAGCAAACAACGGGAACACCUCGAAUCAUAUCUUUGCUGUUGAGCUUGACAUAAACAAAGAUGAUGAGUUUGGCGACAUUAAUGACAACCAUGUCGGUAUCAACAUAAACGGCAUGAAGUCUAUUGCAUCUGCUCCAGCUGGUUAUUAUGAUCAAGAGGGUCGGUUCAGAAACAUUUCUUUGAUCAGUGGAAACCUACUCAGAGUCACCAUUCUGUAUAGCCACGAGGACACACUGAUCAAUGUCACAUUAUCAUCACCAGAGGAGGCUUAUUACCCUAAGAAGCCACUUCUUUCUUUGAACCAAGAUCUCUCACCUUACUUCUUGGACAAGAUGUAUGCAGGCUUCUCAGCCUCUACAGGCUCGGUUGGAGCAAUGCAUUACAUGUGGAUAUGGUUCAUCAACGGCUACAUCACUGUUCCAAAUCUUGACUUUGGGAUACCAACGUUUCCAUCAUAUCCCAUUACAAAAACCAAGGUAGCUCUGAUAGUUUUGGGGACAGGCUUGGCCUUGGCUCUCUUUGCUGCGUUGGUUGCUUCGGCUUUGAGUUUCUUCUUCUACAAGAGACAUAUGAAGGUUAUGGAGGUUUUAGAGGAAUGGGAGAUCGAAUGUGGUCCUCAUAGGUUUGCUUACAAAGAGCUUUUCAAAGCCACAAACGGUUUCAAACAGCUUCUAGGCAAAGGAGGUUUUGGUCAGGUCUUUAAAGGCACACUUCCAGGUUCCAACGCAAAGAUUGCUGUGAAACGUGUUUCGCACGACUCAACUCAAGGGAUGCGUGAGUUCUUGGCCGAGAUAGCUACCAUCGGUCGUCUUAGACAUCCGAAUCUAGUCAGGCUUCUUGGUUACUGUAGAUACAAAGAAGAGCUCUACUUGGUUUAUGACUUUAUGCCCAAUGGUAGCCUAGACAGGUACCUCUAUGGAGGAGGAUCAGAUUCAGAUCAAGAAGAGCUUUCUUGGACGCAACGUUUCAAGAUCAUCAAAGACGUUGCAUCCGCGCUGGCCUAUCUCCACCACGAGUGGCUACAAGUUGUGAUUCAUAGAGACAUCAAGCCGGCGAAUGUACUAAUAGACGACAAGAUGAAUGCAAGUCUUGGAGAUUUCGGAUUAGCUAAGCUGUAUGAACAAGGACAUGAAGCUCAGACCUCUAGAGUAGCUGGAACGUUUGGGUACAUGGCACCAGAGCUCAUGAGAACGGGAAGACCAACCACGGGAACAGAUGUAUACGCCUUUGGUGUGUUCAUGCUAGAAGUUUCUUGCGGUAGGAAACUGUUUGAGCCACGAGCAGAGCCCGAAGAGAUUGUUCUUGCUGAUUGGGCGAUUAACCGUUGGGAGAACGGUGAUAUCAUAGAGGCGGCUAGUGAAAGAAUCAGACGAGACUAUGACAAAGGAGAGCUCGAGCUUGUUCUGAAGUUAGGAGUGUUGUGUUCGCACCAGGCUGAAGAGGUUAGACCGGAUAUGGUGACUGUGGUUAAGAUCCUGGAGGGAGUUACCGAGCUUCCGGAUAAUCUGCUUGAUAUUGUUAGAACAGAGAAGUUGGGAAGAUGGUAUGAGAUGUAUGGCAACGUGCUUGAUGUGGACGUGACUAUGGAGUCUGGAGGUAACUUGACAGUCACGGAACCGUUGACUUCAGUGGGACGGUAAAAAGUGAUUGCUGGAGGUUUGAUGAGGGUUUAAACAUUUGACGGUGUUUGCUUCUACAAAUGAUUGUUUUUUGCUUAACCUUAAAUGUUUUUUUCUGUUGUUGUUUCUUAUAAAUGCAUCGUUUGGUUUAUGUGUUUGUGUGUUUAGUCUUAGUGUGUUGCUUGUCUGCAUCUAAGAUGGGUUUAGUAAAGAGAGAGUAUC